AUGGGAAACGGCAUGAGCCAGAUCCUCCCCGGCCUCUACCUUGGGAACUUCAUUGAUGCCAAAGACCUGGAGCAGCUGAGCAGGAACAAGAUCACCCACAUCGUUUCCAUCCAUGAGUCUCCCCAGCCCUUGCUGCAGGACAUCACCUACCUCCGGAUCCCCCUGCCAGACACCCCUGAGGCCAACAUCAAGAGGCACUUCAAGGAGUGUAUCAGCUUUAUCCACCAGUGUCGGCUGCACGGAGGGAACUGCCUCGUCCACUGCCUGGCUGGCAUCUCCCGCAGCACCACCGUGGUGGUCGCCUACGUCAUGGCCGUGACGGAGCUGAGCUGCCAGGAGGUGCUGGAUGCCAUCAGGACGAUCCGGCCAGUGGCCAACCCCAACCCUGGCUUCAGGCAGCAGCUGGCUGAGUUUGGUGGAGGCUCAGCUCGCAAGGUCCGCAGGCACCUGAAGCAGAGGUUUGGGCCAUCCCCUUUCAACGACGAGGAAGAAAUCAAAGCCUUGCUGCCAGCAGGGAGGGGAGGAGCAGCCAGGGCAGAGGGAGCCCGGCAAGGACUGGUACCGAGAGGCAGAGACAUCAGGAGCACGACUCCCUUCCUGCUACGGGUGAAGAGGACAUUCUCCUGCAUCCCAGCCUGUCUGAAGUGACCCCCAGGCAAGGGAGAGUGGCCAGAGUCACCCAGCAGCCUGGGAGAGACGAAGGAGCCACAGCACAGCAGGCCAGGGCAGCAGGCUGCAGGGGAGCCAC
Molecule: messenger RNA, 748 nt
Organism: Indicator indicator
Lineage: Eukaryota; Metazoa; Chordata; Aves; Piciformes; Indicatoridae
Gene: DUSP15
Product: dual specificity phosphatase 15
Exons: 7
Coding region: 1-648 (215 amino acids)
Biological process (GO): regulation of cell population proliferation; protein dephosphorylation; transforming growth factor beta receptor signaling pathway
Cellular component (GO): cytosol
Molecular function (GO): protein tyrosine/serine/threonine phosphatase activity
Source: RefSeq, a predicted model, not a curated record